Solanum dulcamara is the source of this 1493-nucleotide messenger RNA. RefSeq lists its product as uncharacterized. Bases 32 to 1327 code for a protein of 431 amino acids. The record is from RefSeq and is a predicted model, not a curated record. NCBI's taxonomy places the organism in Eukaryota, Viridiplantae, Streptophyta, Magnoliopsida, Solanales, Solanaceae. The transcript has 10 exons.
GUGGCGUAUUCAACAUUUCCUGUAUUUUGCAAUGAACUGCGUAACUGCUCCUAAGGCGAAUUGGCGCUGUUCGUCGCCUAUUUCCUUCUACUCCGAUUCCACUAAAUUUUACAAUCGGAGCAGCAUCCGAUUCUAUGCCGGAAAUCGGAACUCUAACAGAAUCAGGUGCAACCUGAAAGAUACCGGCAGCAGCAGUCAACCGGAAACAAGUACCGGAAUCCAGUUAUACAGAGAUAUUGAGAGAUUACUUACAGAGACAGUGAAGCAAUCUCAAGAUUGGGGAAGUUCACAGGACUGGGAUGAAAUUGAGGGAGCAUGGGUAUUGCAACCAAAAACCUCAAAGCCUAAGUUAGUCGUACAUUUUGUUGGAGGUGUUUUUGUUGGGGCUGCUCCACAGCUUUCUUACCGCCUGUUCCUUGAGCGGCUCAGACAAAAGGAUGUCUUGGUGAUUGCUACACCUUACGCUAGUGGAUUUGACCAUUUCUACAUUGCAGAUGAAGUGCAGUUUAAGUUUGAUAGGUGCCUCAGAUCUCUCCAAGAAAGAGUACAAGACGUUCCUGUAUUUGGCAUUGGGCACUCUUUAGGAUCUGUAAUUCACCUUUUGAUUGGAGCAAGAUAUGCUGUGAAAAGAAGCGGGAAUGUAUUGAUGGCUUUCAACAACAAGGAUGCCAGCCUUGCAAUGCCGUUGUUUUCAUCUGUUCUUGUUCCAGUGAUGCAAAACUUUGGACCAGUUUUAUCGCAGAUCGCGUCAUCACCAACCAUUCGUCUUGGGGCGGAGAUGACUAUGAAGCAAAUAGAGAACCUUAGCCCCUCAAUCUUGAAGCAAAUUUUUCCUCUGGUUGAGCAACUGACUCCUCUAUACACGGACUUGGUUAAUGGAAAAGAAAAUUUCACUCCAAGACCAGAAGAAACUCAAAGACUGAUAAGAGCAUAUUAUGGGAUUUCAAGGAAUCUCCUAGUAAAGUUCAAAGAUGAUACAAUCGACGAAACUUCAACACUAGCUCAGGUGCUCAGCUCAGGUUCUGCCAUCAGCUCAAUGCUGGAUAUGUCUAUCCGCACUCUUCCUGGAGACCAUGUGCUUCCUCUACAGCAGGCUCUACCAGACGUUCCUCCAGGAAUGACUGACGCUGUUAAUAGGAGCAGUGAGCUAUUGGCGAAUUUUACUGCAGGAACUCCAUGGGAAAACGUCACGAAGGAAGUCGGCAAUACACUUGGUAAUGUAGACUCUAUAAUUCUUAACUCUGGGAAUUCAAAGGACUUGGAUAUGCUUGUGGAGACAAUAACAUCAUGGAUGUACUCUAAUACAGGCCCAAGACUUCUAAAGUGAUUUGCUAAAAUGUAUGUAUAUGAACCUUCCUAUAUGGUUCUGUAAUUUGUAAUGAUUGUAUAUACUUGAUUGAUAUUUGUCAAUGUUAGAGAAACAUGGUCAUUCUUAUGUAUAAUGUGAAUGUAUACUUCUCGGGUUUUGGUAUUAAAAAAAGGUCAAUUAUUUG